This is a messenger RNA of Mesocricetus auratus (golden hamster), 3175 nucleotides long. RefSeq names its product toll like receptor adaptor molecule 2 (gene Ticam2). Lineage: Eukaryota; Metazoa; Chordata; Mammalia; Rodentia; Cricetidae. The coding region runs from base 324 to 1025 and encodes 233 amino acids. The record is from RefSeq and is a predicted model, not a curated record. Gene Ontology annotation, molecular function: protein kinase binding. Gene Ontology annotation, biological process: positive regulation of natural killer cell activation; positive regulation of cytokine production involved in inflammatory response; lipopolysaccharide-mediated signaling pathway. The transcript is spliced from 2 exons.
CUCCACUCGGUGGCCCAGUCUGUCGGGGCGGAGCACGGCCUCCAAGGGCCAAGUCCACUGCCCUGAGGACUCCAUGGCCAGUCCAGGUCUUCUACGCUGCAGCCUCAGUGGGCGUGGCAUUCCGAGUCGCUGAGGCUUCAGGACAAGUUCUCUGGCAGUCACAUCCUAACUUUCAGAGCUCUGCGACGAGCCACCUGUCAACAAGGGCUUGCUCCGUGGAAGAGGAAGACUCUGGAGGCUCGUGGCUGUGCAGCGCUGCUUCCCAGAUUGUGAAGAAAUGCGAGGCUCAAAUAACCCUCCCUCUUCUGCCCCCUAAGUCCGCCAUGGGUGUUGGGAAGUCAAAACUAGAUAACUGCCCUCUUUCCUGGCAUAAGAGACACAGUGAGGAUGCAGAUCAAGACUGCCAGGAAUCAGUGGCCAAGAACUCUAAGGACGUGUGCUUGCAUGGUUUUGUGGAGCAUAGCAAUGGAACAGAGAAGCCCAUGGGAGAGCAGGAGGGAGCUGAGGCAAAGGGAGAGCUGCCUGAGGAGGAGGCUGAAGAAGAAGUCUUCCUCAAGUUUGUGAUACUGCAUGCAGAAGACGACAUCGACGAGGCCCUCCGGGUCCAGAAUCUACUGCAAAAUGACUUUGGUAUCAGGCCUGGGAUAAUUUUCGCCGAGAUGCCGUGUGGCAGGCUGCAUUUGCAGAAUCUAGACGAUGCUGUCAAUGGGUCUGCCUGGACGAUCUUAUUACUGACUGAGAACUUUCUGAGAGACACCUGGUGUAACUUUCAGUUCUACACCUCGCUGAUGAAUUCUGUGAACAGGCAACACAAGUACAACUCCGUCAUACCUAUGCGGCCCCUGAACAGCCCUCUUCCUCGGGAAAGGACUCCCUUGGCGCUGCAGAUCAUCAAUGCCUUAGAAGAAGAAAGCCGAGGCUUUUCUACACAAGUGGAGAGGAUUUUUCAGGAGUCUGUGUAUGAGAGGCAACAGACUGUGUGGAAAGAGACACGAAAUGUGAUGCGAGCACGGCUCGCUGCCUGAGAUGAAGUGUACACCCGGCUUUGCCUCCUGUUUUGUAAACGAAAUGAUUCAUCUUCACUUGAGGAAGCAGCGUCGAAGAAACGCUUCCGUAUGAGUGAGUCGCCUUUCAAGAAAUCUGUGGGGCACGAGAAAGGUACAUUUCUGCAGGCCUAGGAUCGUGGUGCUUUCUGAUGAUAAACUCAAGAUGGUCAGUUUCUAGCAGUUUUUUGAAAAAAUAGUUCAUGGAUAUUCUUAGCUCAUUUCCUAUGUUGAGCCACGAACAGGCAUAUAUGAUAGACAUUUUCAAAACACAAAGUUAAAAAAUCACCUAAAGACAUGAAGAAAAUGCCAACGGCUGAGAGAGGUCUGACUGCCUUCCUUCCUACGUCUCUCAUGAAGGUUACCACAGAGCAUCCUGGUGCUGUCGCCCAGAAACACGGAUGGCCAGAUUGGGACAUGUGCAAAUGGGAGGUCAGAAGUAGACGUCAGAAUGACCACACGUUUGAAAACAAUGCAGCCACAGGUGGUUUUGUUUCUGCUGGAGUUUGGAACCAAUUCCCGCCACGAAUUACCCAUCAUUGCGAGACCGUGGUAGCUAGGAACUAGGCGCAGAUGCCCCCUGACCUUGUCAGUGGGCGUCUGUAACCAGGGCUGUUUUAUCCACAGAGCUUGGGAAGUGUGUGAUUCCCCAGUCGUUUGCCUUAAAGCCAAUAACCUCUUAUGUGAGCCUUAAGAAAUGUCCCUCAUAGAGCCUUAGCCCGUUUGAGACUGGAGCAUGGCAAACAAGUACAAACUGGGUCUGUGGCUAAGGCUGAGUCAUGUCACAUAAUGAGAAAGUGCCCACUGGGGGCAGGAGACCUACUUGCAAGCCAGUCUCUGCCACUGAGGAUGACUGUGCCAGUGGGCAGCUAUCUCCUUUGUCUAUGAAAUGAAAGGGUUGGACAGAUGGCUCUCUAAAGGCUUUUGUGCUCUCUCAGGAUGGGAAAAACUGGAAGCCAGAAAGCAAUCAGCAAAGCCUUAAAUGUUUAUAAGGUGAUACAUAGUGCGCUCAUUGCAGAAGACAUAAUGCAUGCUUACAAUGAAUGGAUAUUUUUGUGUAGUUGCAUCAUAGUUGAUUUUUAAUGGUAGUCACCGAAAAGAAUCUAUACAUGCUUAUUCAGGUUUUUGGUUUUGUUUUUAUUCAGGGUCUCAUUGUGUAGCCCUGGCUGGUCUGACACUUGCUGCAUAGACCAGGUUGGCAUCAAAAUCACAGAUCCACCUGCCUCUGCCUCCAGAGUGCUGGGAUUAAAGGUGUGCGCCACCACUGGCUGACCAGAUUUUUAAAAACUAAAUAAAGAGCUAAAUGUUAGGUACCAAAUAAUUGUAGAUGUUGAAAUUAGCAAGAAAUGAUCACCAAAAAGGAGACAGAGGCCGGGGGCCGUAUCGUGGGUCAGGGUCUAUGUGCACACACAUAGCUUUGGAUACACACAUCGACCAUUCUGAGAAAUUCUGUCACAUGCCAGGAAACUGUCAUCCUGGGUACUCUGUGCCACCCACCCGGAGCUGCCACUGAAGGAUAUUAGGUAUGCCUGAAUAAACCGCUCUCCAAGACCUAAAGAGGAAUUAUUCCAGUACUCAGGAGGCAGAGGCAGGCAGAUCUCAGUGAGUUCCAGGCCAGCUUGGUCUACAGAGCGAGUUCUAAGACAGCAGGGCUGUUACACAGAGACACCCUGUCUCAAACAAACAAGCAAGCAAACAAUUAACUAAUUAAAUAAGAAGUAUAGUUUAUCUAACUUAAUAAGGUACCCUAGAAUGUGUGGUGGCUUAAUGAGGUCACUCAAGACCUAGGUUCUUUCAUACAGUGGAAUAUUAUACAGACUUUAAAAAUGGUAAAAUUCUCACCCAUGCUAUAACAUAAAUGAACAUUAUGUUUAAAACGAAAAAUAUUGUAUGAUUGUUGCAAACUCAUAGAGACAGAGUAAUAGAGACAGAGUUGGGGCUGUAGAGGGAGAAAUGGGAUGUUAAUUUUUCAGUAGUUAAAGAGUUUGGUUUGGUAAAGCCCUGGUUGUAUGCAUUGUGAAUGGACCUAAUGCCAUGAAACUGUACUCUCAAAAAAUGAUAAAAAAAAACCUUCCCAUAGCUGCAUUUUGCCACAGUAACUUUAAAAAGUAAACAACAAUCAAACCCCAAAA